Messenger RNA from Knipowitschia caucasica, 1347 nucleotides. Lineage: Eukaryota; Metazoa; Chordata; Actinopteri; Gobiiformes; Gobiidae. The record is from the annotation of a GenBank genome assembly.
AUGAUUAUGGUGAGGAGGGGGGAAGAUGGAGAAGAGAUUUGGGAAGUGGGGGAAAGGGAGGUGGUUGUGGGGGUGGAAGGAGAUAAAGAGGUGGUGGGUUAUUGUGGGGGUGUUUUUUGGUGGUGUUGGUGUUGUGGGGUUAGGUUUGUUUGGGGAGAUGGGGUGUUGUAUUUGGGUAGAGGGUUGGGAUGGUAUGUGGAUUUGGGUGUGUGUAGUUUGGGGUAUGUGGGGGUUGGGGUUGUUAGUGAGGAGGAGAGGGGUGUGGGGGGGGUGGGUUGGGUUGGAUUGGGGUUGGGGGGUGGGAGAGGUGGGGGGGGGGGUGGGGGGGGUGUGGGGUUUUGGUUUGGUGUUGUUGGUGUUUUGUGUGUGUGUGUUUGGUGUGGUUUGGUGUGUGUGGGUUAUGGUUGGGAGGGGUUGGGGGGGGGUUGGGGUGUGUGGUUGGGUUGGGGUGUGGGUGUAGGUGUGUUUUGGGUUGGGUUUGGUUUUAUUGGGGGGUGGGUGGGGGUGGUAUGGUUGGUUUUUUGGGUGGGGGGGUGGGAGGGUUGUGAUUGGGUGUUUGGGGGGGGGGUUGGGGGGGGGGGUGGGUGGGUUUGUUGUUGUGUGUUGGGUGGGGUGGGGUGGGUUUUGUUGGGUGUUUUGUGGGGGGGGUGGGGGGGUUUGUUGGUUUUAUUUGGGGGGGGGGGGGGGUGGGGUUUUUUGGUGUUUGGGGGGGGGGGGGGGUGGGGUUGGUUUGGGUUUAGAGGAGUUGGGUUGGGGGGGGGGGUGUGGGGUUGUGUUGGUUUUGUUGGGGGGGUGGUGGGGGUUUGGGUUGUUGGUGUUUGGGGGUGGGGGGGUUUGGUGGAUGGGUUGGUUGUGUGGUGGGGGGGGGAGGGGGUGGGGGUGGUGGGGGGUGGGUGUUUUGUUGGGUUGGGGGGUGGGGAGUGGGUGUGUUGGGGGUGUGUUGUUUUGUGGGGUGGUGGGUGUGGGGGGGUGGGUGGUUUGGGGUGGGGGGGGAUAGUUGGGGGUGUGGGUGGUUUUUGGGUAUAUGGGUGGGGGGGGGGGUGUUUGUUAGGGGUGGGGUGUGGGGGUGGUGGGUUUUUUGGGGGUGGUUUUUGGGGUGGGGGGUGGGGGGGGGGGUUUUUGGGUUGGGGGGGGGUGUUUUGGGUGGGGUGGUUGUGGGGGUGGUUUUGGGGUGGGUGGUGGUGGUGUUGGUUGGGGGUUGGUGGGGUUAGGGUUGUGGGGUGGUUUGUUUGUGGUUGGUGGGUUGUUUGUGGGUGUUUGAGGGGUGGGGUGUAUGGUGUGGUGGUUGUGUUUUUUUUGGGGUUGGUUGAGGGGGUGGAUGGUUGGUGGUGGUUUGUGGUGUGGUAG